AGCCGUUUUAGAGAUGAUUUUUUAAUUUUUAUUCUAUAUUUGUUGUUCUUUUACUAUUUGUUUUUAUAUUACGUAUUAUCAGAAAACAAAAAAAAAUAUUAAAAAAAAAAUAAUUUGAUAAAGUGAAAUUUAAUUUCUUUACGUUGUAUAAAUAAGAUCAAAUUAUUAGUGUUUUAUAAUUUAUUUAUUAUAUUGUAUUAAUAUAUUGUACUAAUCGUUUUCAAAAAUAAAAAAAAUGGUAGCUGGAAAAAUAGCUUUUGUAACAGGUGCUGGAAGCGGUAUAGGUAGAAAAGUAUGCCAUAUUUUGGCAAAACAAGGAGCUAGUGUUAUUGCUACCGAUCUAAACUUAAAAAAUGCUGAAGAAACUAUUAGAUCUUUAAAUGAUACCAAACAUUUAGCAUUAAAUGUAGAAGUCUUAAAUGAACAAAGUAUUAAAGAAGCAUUUAAAAAUGCAAUAAAUAAAUAUUCAACUCCACCUACUAUUAUAGUUAAUUCUGCUGGUAUUACAAGUGAUCAAUUCAUUUUGAAACUUACUAAUGAGGAUUUUGAUAAAGUACUUAAUGUGAAUUUAAAAGGAACUUUUUUUAUAAUUCAAACAGCAGUAAAAGAAAUGAUUAAUGCUAAUGUAAAUAAAGGUGGUUCAAUUAUUAAUAUAAGUUCUAUUAUUGGAAAAAUAGGAAACAUGGGACAAGCCAAUUAUGCUGCAUCAAAAGCUGGAGUAAUAGCUCUUACAAAAACUGCUUCUCUCGAAUUUGGACAAUUUGGAAUUCGUGUUAAUACUGUGCUACCAGGUUUUAUAGAAACUCCUAUGACAAAAACUAUACCUGAUAAUAUAAAGGAAUUAUUUAUAAAAAGAAUUCCCCUUCAUAGAAUGGGAAAACCAGAAGAAGUGGCAGAAGUUAUUACAUUUUUAGCAUCUUCCAAGAGUUCUUAUAUUAAUGGUGCAUCCAUAGAUGUUACAGGAGGAUUAUAUUAACCUUGUUUAUAACUAUGUUAAAACUACAUAUAUAUUUUUAUAUUUUUAUAAUUAUUAAAAACACAUAAAUUUAAAACACAUUUAAUGAAAUAAUGUAAUUACAAAUAUAUUUAAAAUG
Messenger RNA from Apis laboriosa (Himalayan honeybee), 1094 nucleotides. RefSeq names its product estradiol 17-beta-dehydrogenase 8. NCBI's taxonomy places the organism in Eukaryota, Metazoa, Arthropoda, Insecta, Hymenoptera, Apidae. The coding region runs from base 236 to 976 and encodes 246 amino acids. Gene Ontology annotation, molecular function: oxidoreductase activity, acting on the CH-OH group of donors, NAD or NADP as acceptor. The transcript is spliced from 4 exons. The record is from RefSeq and is a predicted model, not a curated record.